This is a messenger RNA of Mycena citricolor, 1597 nucleotides long. Lineage: Eukaryota; Fungi; Basidiomycota; Agaricomycetes; Agaricales; Mycenaceae. The record is from the annotation of a GenBank genome assembly.
UUAUCCUGCUCAAUGCGGAUGAGUACAAUGGGGGGCUUUCCUCCUUCAAAUACGCGCGUUCUCACAAUGGGACCCUUGCACGCUUCAUCCCCCACCUCUUUCCAUCAUGUAUCGUGAAUUUCCGCCCGUCGCUUUUCUCGCUGCCUUUACCCUCCUGUUACCCCUCCCAGGGCACUGGCGCGCUAGGAAUGUCGCUACACUUUCCAUCAUCGUCUGGCUCUUCAUUUCGAACCUUGCCUUCGGCAUUGAUGCUAUUGUCUGGGCGGAUAGUCUCAGUGUUGGGCCGGUGGCAAUGGUCUGGUGCGACAUAACAACGAAGCUCAUGAUCGGUUCCAACUUCUCCCUGCCUGCUGCGUGCCUUUGCAUCAGCAUGCAUCUGGAAAAAGUGGCCUCUGUGCGAUCGACUCAAGUCACUGCCUCAGAUAAGCGACGGAGACAGAUUUUCGAGCUCAUCAUGUGCUGGGGCUUGCCCUGCGUCUUCAUGGCCGUCCACUACGUUGUUCAAGGGCACCGCCUGGACGUUAUCGAGAGCUUUGGAUGUCGCCCUCCAACUUAUUAUUCGAUUCCCUCCAUCUUCCUUAUGAAUGUCCCUCCCUUUCUACUCUCUGCAGCUUCCCUGGUAUACGGUGGUCUCGCACUGCGCCACUUUAUCCGUCGGCGUGCUUCAUUCGCAGCCCAUCUUAGUGGCUCAAACUCUGCUCUCACACCUUCCCGUUAUAUCCGCCUCAUGUUCCUCUCCAUUGUCGAGAUGGUUUGGUCCCUGGCUGUAACGGCUUACAUGCUCUAUUUCACAAGCAUCAAUCUGCCCUUGCGUCCUUGGAUCAGCUGGGGAAACGUACACUCGGACUGGAAUCGGGUGGACACAUUCCCCACCGUCUUCAUCCAACAGCACACCCUGACCCUGUUCUACCUGGCCUGGUGGUUGAUCCCGAUUUCCACAUUCCUCUUCGUUGGGGUGUUCGCGUUCGGCCAAGAAGCCGUUGACGACUACAAGCGGUGCGGCGCUUUCGUGUGGGAGAAGCUCACGUUUUGGCGCGGACCCUUGGCGUCGCGUGCUACGCGUGGUAACAUCAUUUCCGGGAGUCGUCCCUCGCAGCGGACGGGCAUCGAGCUUCCCAUCUACGACGUGAAGCGCCAACCAUCGGAACUGACAUCCAUCGGCGCAUCCUCUCCAUCGACUUCCAAGUUUAAGGAGGCUUUAGAUAGCUCCUACGAUGAGCAUUCCGACGCGUAUUCUGCGUGCACUGCCGGGGAUCUCUCAGUCACCCCGUCGCAAGACAUUUUCACGCUCCCGCCACUUCCUUCUAUGUCGUCCGACAAAGCACUUCCGUCGGCCUCCCCCCUAUCUUCCAAACAAACACGACCAGUUACGUAUCCAUCAUUUGACCCGGCUCAUCGAGCCCUGGAUCCAUUUCCCCCCGUGUGAGAACACCCGCUCGUCUCAUAACACCAUACUAUCCUUAUUCCUUGUUGCUUGCAACGACCCCUCACUUGUAGCCUUAUCUCAUUUCCUUACGUGUUUACGAUCAUGUUUCAUCACGCCGUGCUCUAUCUCUUUCGUAUUCAAUGCAAUGUCGUUACGCACAGACCCUUCAAA